CAUCGUAACUAUUCGGUUCGUGCGCCCAGUUAGUAAAUCGAGACCGACCGGCCGGCCAUCCGACGCCACUUUGUUCCGUGAACAGUGGUUAGGAGAAUGAGGUACCUCAAAAGCCCUCUGCACACCACAGCCAUCAAGUAGCUAGCCGUCGCUCUCAUUCUAUCCAUCCGUCUCAGAAAUCCUCAGUGCCCACGAUGGCAGACGCAGCCCCGCAGGAAUGGCCGAACCAUGCUGUGAAGAUUCUGGUACCCUCUUACGCUCUCAUGAUCCUCAGUACUGGAUUCGUUGUCUGGAGAAUUGUGUACGGAGUUAUGCAAUCGCGCAAGUUCAUGGCAUGCGAUUACAUGCUGAUCAUCGCCACUGCACUUAACAUCGCAGCAACAGCGCUCACCCAGGUCGUCGUAGACGCCGGACAGGGACGCCAUCUCUUGGACCCCUCUGUUAUUCCACACAUUUUGCGAUACGCAUACUAUCUAUGGAUUUCGCAAAUCGUCAACAUCAUCGCCGUUGCGUUCCUCAAGUGGUCUAUCUGCGCAUGGCUUCUCAUGCUCAACUUUUCCAAGCUCUACCGCGCUAUCAUUUGGCUUUCGAUCCUCAUGGUCACUGCUUUCAACUUCCUGGCGCCGGUUCUGACGCUGUUUGGUUGCACACCUCUCGAGCAGAACUGGAACCGCGGCUACAAAGGACCACACAAGUGCUGGGCCAAGGGCACCCUGGCUCUUUCAUACACGCAAGGUGCCUCCAACAUUAUCACCGACGUUGUGUAUAUGGCUGCGCCACUCAUCUAUCUUUCGAGGGUACAAUUGACAAGGAAAACGCAAUGGGGCCUCCGCGUAGUAUUCCUUCUUAGUAUUCCAGCGACUAUAUGUUCCAUAUUCAAGACCAUUGAACUCAAAGCUAUUACGAAGACUCGUGAUCCAAGCUGGGACGGCAUCAACCUGGGCAUCUGGAGUGCAACCGAACUAUCAAUUGGCAUUUUUAUCGCUUCCCUCCCGCCUCUCCGCAAACCCUUUGACAAUUUGUUCAAGAUGUUCCUCCCCGCAUCCAUGACGAAGUCGAAAACACCUCAGUACGGAUACGGAACAGAAGGAAACAUCAAGAUGAACACCUUCAACAGCAGGGCGUAUCACAGUCGCAUUCCAGGCGAAUCAGUUCUUGAUGGAGAUGACGAAAGCGAUCGCGCCAUACUAGAGGAGGAAGAGGGCAAAGGGGCCGGUAUUAUGAAGACGACACAAGUCACGGUGGUGGAGCAAAGCGGAGCUUCGACUUCUAGUCAAAAAGAGCUGCAGCCAUACAAGCAGAGCAAUGACUGGUCAUCGUCGCCUAGCCCGGGGCCAGGCGACCAUCAUGCCCGGUAGAUUGGCUGAGUGGUGUUGAUGAAUUUAGCCAUGAAGCGAACGAAAGGAUCUCAUGAUGUUAAAUUGCUUUCUCCUUUUUGUCAAGAUACCCUGUUCCUUUUCUUAUGUUACAUAGUGUUGCUAUAAAAUAAUAAAUCAAGAAUCUUCGUCUCUCCAAC
This is a messenger RNA of Cucurbitaria berberidis CBS 394.84, 1516 nucleotides long. RefSeq lists its product as uncharacterized. The transcript has 3 exons. Bases 195 to 1358 code for a protein of 387 amino acids. The record is from RefSeq and is a predicted model, not a curated record. Lineage: Eukaryota; Fungi; Ascomycota; Dothideomycetes; Pleosporales; Cucurbitariaceae.